AUGAGGCCGCUCCUCCUCCGACACACCUCGGUCACAUCGCUUUCCAUCAAGCACGCCCUCCUCUUCUUCCGCCCAGCCUUGUCGCCCAGCCGUCUCAUCGCCACCAUGUCCUCCUCCAACUCAUCAUCGUCACCAUCAUCAUCACGAACCUACGCCGACGCCCUCGCUCUCCUCAACACCCUCAUCCCCAACCUCAAGAUCCACGCCCUCUUCGGCUCCAAACCCAAAGACCCGGAACCUCAAGAUGCUACCACUACUACUACUACCACCACCACCUCCACCACCUCCACCAACCCAAAACCCCCUCCCGCCGACCCGAACCUCCUCGCCAUCCCCGAGAUGCGCGCCUGGCUCCUCCGCGCCGGCCUGACCCCGGACCGCCUCUCGACCCUCUCCUACAUCCACGUCGCCGGCACAAAAGGGAAAGGCUCCGUCGCGGCCCUCACCACCUCCGCCCUCCUCUCCUCCCCCUCCCGCUCCGUCGCCGGCCGCGUCGGUACCUACACCUCCCCGCACCUCGUCACCCCGCGCGAGCGCAUCGCCAUCGACGGCCGCCCCGUCGACCAGGCCCUCUUCGCCGCCGCCUUCUUCGAGCUCUGGGACGCCCUCUCCGCCGCGCCCGCCGACGACGCCCUCGCCAUCCCCGCCGGCUCCAAGCCCUUCUACUUCCGCUUCCUCACCCUCCUCGCCCUGCACCUCUUCCUCCGCGAGGGCGUCCGCUCCGUCGUGCUCGAGUGCGGCAUCGGCGGCGAGUACGACGCCACCAACGCCGUCGUCCUCCCGCCCGCCUCCUCCUCCUCCUCCUCCUCCUCCUCCUCCGGCUUCAGUCCCGUCACCGCCGCCGUCGUCACCCAGCUCGGCGUCGACCACGUCGCCAUGCUCGGCGACACCCCCGAGGCCAUCGCCUGGCACAAGGCCGGCGUCAUGAAACCCGGCGUCGCCACCUUCACGAGGUGCCUCGACGCCCAGCCCGCCGUCAUGGCCGUCCUCCGCGCCCGCGCCCGCGAGAUCGGCGCCGAGCUGGUCGAGGUGCCCGACGACGACGUCCGCGCCUGGUCCGGCGUGCCGGGCGCCAAGCUGCCGGGCGGCGACUUCCAGAAGAGGAACCAGGCCCUCGCCGCCCUCGCCGCGACCCGCCACCUGCAGGUCCUCGAGGCGCGAGGCGUAGACGCAGGAGCAGGACCGGGAGCGAAGACGGCAACGGUGCCGCCGCCGCCUCGGCUCCGUGACAUGUCCGAGACCAUCGUCGACGGGCUGCGGGAGGCGACGUUGCGCGGUCGGCACGAGGUCAUCGAGCGGGCCGGCGUGUCGUGGCACCUCGACGGCGCCCACAACGCCGACAGCCUUGCCGAGGUGGCGCGCUGGAUGGCGCCCGUCGUGGCCGAACGCCGCCCGGACGCCGACUUCGUGCUCGUCUUCAACCAGCAAGAGCGCGACGCCUCGGCGCUCCUCCUGGGCCUCUUGAGGGAGAUGGAAGCCGCCGGCGUCGACGUCCGGUCGAGGCUGCGCAGCGCCGUCUUCACGAGGAACGACAGGGCCGGCGACGCCGAGAACGCCGACGUCGCCGUCCAGGAGAAGUGUGCCGCGGCAUUCCGGGAGGCGUAUCCUACCGUCGACGCCCUCGUCUGCCGGGACCUGAUCGAGAUGAAGAACGCCAUCGACGCCGUAGCCGCCACCACCACGACGGAGGCGCAGAACAUCAGAGUCCUCGUCACGGGCAGCAUGUAUCUCGUCGGCAACGUCAUCGGCCUGCUGGAGCCGGAAGGGCUACUGUGA
Messenger RNA from Colletotrichum higginsianum IMI 349063, 1776 nucleotides. RefSeq names its product Folylpolyglutamate synthase. Gene Ontology annotation, cellular component: mitochondrion; cytoplasm; cytosol. Gene Ontology annotation, biological process: tetrahydrofolylpolyglutamate biosynthetic process. Gene Ontology annotation, molecular function: tetrahydrofolylpolyglutamate synthase activity; ATP binding. The coding region runs from base 1 to 1776 and encodes 591 amino acids. The transcript has a single exon. Lineage: Eukaryota; Fungi; Ascomycota; Sordariomycetes; Glomerellales; Glomerellaceae. The record is from RefSeq and is a predicted model, not a curated record.